This is a messenger RNA of Effrenium voratum, 498 nucleotides long. The record is from the annotation of a GenBank genome assembly. NCBI's taxonomy places the organism in Eukaryota, Dinophyceae, Suessiales, Symbiodiniaceae.
AUGCUGCUGUUCGUGGGCCUCACGGAAGUCUCCUUCCUGCCGGCCAAGGCAAUUUUGCGGCUCGAGCUGAAGGCGGAGACGGAGCAGGUGCGGGAGCAACUGGGCCUUCUCCUACGGAGCCGCAACUGCGUCAGCAACCUGGACAUUUGCAACUUCCUCUCCCUAGGUAUGUCCACGUACUUCAACUCCUCGGAGACGCACAAGGAAGGUCGCUGCCUGGUGCGCCGCCACGAGAGCACCGAGGAUUACUUCAUGAACCGGCGGCGUCAGCGGUGCUCCUUCUGCUGCCUCCGCUGCGACUGCCGCCUGCAGCUGCGUGUGGCGCGGGGUCUGGAGGAGCGAUGGCUGGUGCUCCGGAAGGACGGCAUUGCCCUCUUCGCCUCUCUGAUGGACGGCGACCCCAAGGACAUGCUCUUCUUCGACACGAGCUUCGCGCGGGCCCAUAGUGGACAGCAGGAAGAAGACAGGUGGUCCAAGUUGGGCCUGCAAAAAGAGUGA